AUGGAUGUUAUGUUACCUACACUAGAAAUCCGUUCAUGGCAACUGCAAUUAGUAGUUAACAUCCCAGAACAAGAGUGGGUUAUGAUAUUAAAAAGGCUGAGUAGCUGGCUUAGGAUUUACUCGUUAGGCUCAGGGCUCGGGUUCUGGCUCGGGUUGAGGUAUAACCCUGUAAUUCCCAGGAGCUUACAGGCUGCGAGGCGCAAAUGA
Molecule: messenger RNA, 207 nt
Organism: Fusarium venenatum
Lineage: Eukaryota; Fungi; Ascomycota; Sordariomycetes; Hypocreales; Nectriaceae
Source: RefSeq, a predicted model, not a curated record